Lentinula edodes (shiitake mushroom) is the source of this 1400-nucleotide messenger RNA. RefSeq names its product delta-aminolevulinic acid dehydratase. The transcript is spliced from 6 exons. Bases 245 to 1231 code for a protein of 328 amino acids. NCBI's taxonomy places the organism in Eukaryota, Fungi, Basidiomycota, Agaricomycetes, Agaricales, Omphalotaceae. Gene Ontology annotation, biological process: heme biosynthetic process. The record is from RefSeq and is a predicted model, not a curated record. Gene Ontology annotation, cellular component: cytosol. Gene Ontology annotation, molecular function: porphobilinogen synthase activity; zinc ion binding.
AGUUCAUUAUCAAGGGAAAGACAAAUGCUAUCAGAGGCUAUUAGCUACAUAGCGCUCAACGUUUUACCGUACGAUCUUCAUCUCAGUUCAUCUCACAGUGAGAGUCGGGAGUCCGGGCGCUAAUCCAGCCGUUCACGAUCGGGAAUUCGGGAGUGAUUUGAUUCCGAGAAAUAUCUUGGUCCCGUCAUCAUAUAAUAUCAAGGCUGCGUUCCCUGUUCCUUCGCUCUCCCAAAAGACUACUGCAAUGGACAUUUCCUCUAUCCUCCAGGGUGGGUAUCACCACCCACUUGCUCGACAAUGGCAGAGUAGGCGUCAGCUCACCAAGUCGAUGCUCAUGUACCCAAUCUUUAUAACCGACGAGCCGGAUGCCAGUGUAGAGAUAGCGUCGCUCCCAGGCCAGCGAAGAUGGGGAAUCAACAGACUGGAGGGCUUUUUGGCACCAUUGGUCAAGAAGGGUCUUCAAAGUGUCAUUCUAUUCGGUGUCCCUCUGAAAUGCGAAAAGGACACGAGAGGAACACCAGCAGACGAUCCAUCUGGACCUGUAAUGCUAGCUAUCAAGAAAAUACGUGAACUCUUCCCGACAAUAUACAUUGCAUGCGACGUCUGUCUCUGUGAAUAUACCGACCAUGGUCAUUGUGGUCUUCUAAAAACAGACGGCUCAAUUGACAACUCGCCCUCUGUGGACCGUAUUGCUCAAGUUGCUGUCAACUACGCAAAGGCCGGUGCCCAUUGUGUUGCUCCCAGUGACAUGAUGGACGGGCGUAUAAAGGGCAUAAAAAGAGGGCUAAUAGAUGCUAAAUUAGGCAACAAAUGCACGUUAAUGAGUUACUCUGCAAAAUUUGCCAGCUGCAUGUAUGGCCCUUUCAGAGAUGCAGCAGGCAGCGCACCCUCUUUUGGCGACCGAAAAUGCUAUCAACUACCUCCUGCCGCGAAGGGACUAGCUAGGAGAGCAAUUCAACGAGAUACUGCGGAGGGCGCUGAUAUCAUUAUGGUCAAGCCCGCAUUACCCUACCUCGAUGUAAUCGCAGAUGCUGCCGAACUCGCACCGGAUCACCCUCUGGCUUGUUACCAAGUUAGUGGGGAAUUUGCGAUGAUUCACGCUGGUGCUGCGGCCGGUGUAUAUGAUCUCCGUACAAUGGCUUUCGAGUCAGUGGACAGCAUGAUCCGCGCUGGUGCUACGUUGAUAUUGACAUACUUUACACCGGAGUUCUUGGAAUGGCUUGACAAUUAAGGCCUGCUUAGGAAAGAAGCAACAAUUCCGAGUCUAAAAAGAAAAAGAAGUGACAUAACUUAUGUAGUAACUUUGUAAAAGAUACAUAGAUAGGUGUAAGUAAACGGGCGCUAGACGAUGCUACGACCCCUCCCUCUUCAAAAUAAAAUAACUCAGCUUUUAACCGCUC